UUGAUGAAGGGCCGGCGGUGGGAAAGAUGGCGGCGACUGUGAGACCCUCCUGGUGGCAGCGGUGGCGGCUGCACGCAUGGGCUCGGAAUGGGGCCAGGCUAUUGCUCCUUCUCCUUUUGCUGGGGUCUGUGCAGGGGCCGUGGCACGUCAGGGCGGGACAAGCGGUGGAGUACUUGAAACGCGAGCACUCGCUGUCGAAGCCCUACCAGGGUGUGGGAACCAGCAGUUCUUCGCUGUGGAACCUGAUGGGCAAUGCCAUGGUGAUGACCCAGUAUAUCCGCCUCACUCCAGAUAUGCAAAGUAAACAGGGUGCCUUGUGGAAUCGGGUGCCAUGUUUCCUGAAAGACUGGGAACUACAGGUGCACUUCAAGAUCCAUGGACAAGGGAAGAAGAAUCUUCAUGGAGACGGCUUGGCAAUCUGGUACACAAAGGAUCGAAUGCAGCCAGGGCCUGUGUUUGGAAACAUGGACAAAUUUGUGGGGCUGGGAGUGUUUGUAGACACCUAUCCCAAUGAGGAGAAGCAGCAAGAGGCCCAGAAGAGGCGUUAUUCUCCAGGAGUCCAGCGGGUAUUCCCCUACAUCUCAGCCAUGGUGAACAAUGGCUCUCUCAGCUAUGAUCAUGAGCGGGAUGGGCGGCCCACAGAGCUGGGGGGCUGCACAGCCAUUGUUCGAAAUCUCCGCUAUGACACCUUCCUCGUGAUUCGCUAUGUCAAGAGGCAUCUGACGAUAAUGAUGGAUAUCGAUGGUAAACACGAGUGGAGGGACUGCAUUGAGAUGCCUGGGGUCCGUCUUCCCCGGGGCUAUUACUUCGGCACUUCCUCCAUCACUGGGGACCUCUCUGAUAAUCAUGAUGUCAUUUCCCUGAAGUUGUUUGAGCUGACUGGGGUGAGGACCCCAGAAGAGGAAAAGCUGCAUCGAGAUGUUUUCCUGCCCUCAGUGGAUAAUCUGAAGCUGCCUGAGAUGACAGUACCACCAGCACCCCUGAGUGGCCUCGCCCUCUUUCUUAUCGUCUUUUUCUCCCUGGUGUUUUCUGUGUUUGCCAUUGUCAUUGGUAUCAUACUCUACAACAAAUGGCAGGACCAGAGCCGAAAACGCUUCUACUGAGCCUGCUGCCAUCGGUCUCUACGAUGUUUACCUGUGAGGUGUGGGUCUGAGCACACAGCCUGGCAAGCCUGUUUGAGCUGCCAGUUGUUCAGGGACUGUGUUCUGUCACUGGGGCAGUGAUCCUGCACUCCUAUGGUCAUCCACGGGAACAUCUCACUGGCCCAAGAUGCCACCCAUAGGGCUGAGCAGCUGUGAUGUGCCUUUCCCGGAAUCCUUCCACUUAGGAGUGAAGAGACAUGGAAAAACUAUAUAUUGUGAUGCCUAAAUUACAGAAUUGGAUAGCUACCCCAAGCAUGGACUGGAUGCAGCAGACCUUCUACUUCAUUUUUAAAUUCCCGAAUAGAAAACCGGAACUCAUACAACCUGGAAAACCACUUCUUAGCUUUUGCUUUUGCCCUUGCCUCUGUCUACUCGAGGAGCUCCUUGGCAAUCUGGAUGGAGACUUCUGCCACAACUGCCUCUCUGUCUCCCUUCACUCAUUGUUCUCUUCGUGUGCAUCCUGAGCUAGGAAAGAAGUUUGCUGCUCCCAUUAGGCAGCCCUGGGCCUUCUGCAUUAGUUCAUUGCUUCAGCCUCUGUUCUGUGCUGGGCGAACCUUGUUCCUGUCUGUCCCUGUGUCCUCAGCUUUCCUAAUCAGAGCUCUUCAGACCCUUGGAUCAUUUAGUUAACAGUUAUUACAAAUCAAGAGAAGCUUGGAUACCUUCACAGAGCCGUGAGAUUUAUUGUGAUGUCACCCAGGUCCGAUGUGCCACAGAAGGCAGCAUCGGUCUCCUCUGCCGUGUUGGCAUGUCUCUGGGCCACUGGAGCCUGCUUAGCUGCAUGCUUUGUUUCUCAUGGUUCUUGGGACCCUGCUGUGAGUGCUGGAAGUGAAAUGCAGCUUUAUUAUUCCCUGGACUUGGAUGGGAUCCCCAGAGGAGAUUUGGCUUCUUAAUGAGAAGAAACUGUUGCUGAUCUCGUAACAAAUCUCAGAGCAAAAGACCUUCAUCCUCUGUGUCUGGAAAAGUUCUGACCAUUGAGCAGCAUGGCUUGAGUGCCGUCUUGUGUGUUACCCUUAUACUGCCUUAUUCUACAAAUGUCACAUGCUGCUCACAUAUCUGCGCUGUGAUUAAAUUGGUUACAGGCUA
This is a messenger RNA of Mesocricetus auratus (golden hamster), 2225 nucleotides long. It is a transcript of the gene Lman2l, whose product is annotated as lectin, mannose binding 2 like. Gene Ontology annotation, molecular function: D-mannose binding. Bases 27 to 1103 code for a protein of 358 amino acids. The transcript is spliced from 9 exons. The record is from RefSeq and is a predicted model, not a curated record. Gene Ontology annotation, biological process: Golgi organization; endoplasmic reticulum to Golgi vesicle-mediated transport; endoplasmic reticulum organization. Lineage: Eukaryota; Metazoa; Chordata; Mammalia; Rodentia; Cricetidae. Gene Ontology annotation, cellular component: COPII-coated ER to Golgi transport vesicle; endoplasmic reticulum-Golgi intermediate compartment; endoplasmic reticulum membrane.